AGGGGGCAUGAAUCUUUGAUGAGAGGCUCAGGUGUCCCGCCCGGCCUCUGGAUUAUUGAUGGUGGCUGAGGAGGCAUGGGGGGUUGUCUCUUCCCCUUCUGGGGUGUCACUGCCCUGGUAACACUAGAAGGGACGUGUCCGCCCCCCUUUGGGAGAGCUGCUUGGUGGCCUUCCCUCGCACAGCACGGCGCCCGGCGGUCAUUAGUUAGACAGUGAGUGUGUUAUUAGUGGGGGCCCCUCACGGAGCACUUUCUCCCGCUUACUCCUCACCACGGGCCUCCGCGUGGGGGAGGCCGAGCCCCACAUUAUGGAAGAGUUUGAGGUGCAGUGAGGUCAGGGGUCACAUGCAGCGACGGGAAAGGUGGCACCCCAGAGGCCAGGUCUUCAUCAGGGACCUGCUCGGGCUCUGCAGGUGGGUCGCUCUGCCUGGCCCCGUGGGGCUGUCUUCGUGUCGUGCUGCCCUGAGCACCAAGGGCCUGCGGGCUCAGCUGGGACCUGUCCACCCAGUGGCCUUGAGGGUGGUGCCCAGCCCGGUCUCAGGCUCAGGUCGCCCUGCAUGAGGGGCACCUGAGGACGUGACCAGAGUGUGUUUCCUAAAGGCCCCCCCCUUGCCCCCGAGCUGCGGGCCCUAUAAAUACUCUCUGACCUCAGCCCUCCAGCUGUGUUCCUGCAGAAUUCCCCUGACCUCUGCGGAGCCUCAAGGUCAUGCUGGCUGGCCCUGUGCACCUGGGUUUCUCCCUGAACCACAGUGGGUCUAUGAUGUGCCAUGGUUCCCUAGCUCCGACCACGACCCUCACCUCUGCACUCGGGUCCCCAGUCAUUGGCUGUCCCCUCCCAGCUCUGUGGUCCAAGGACCAAGACAGUCUGUUUUGAGGAGUUCCUGAGAGUCACUCCUCCUCCAUGAAGCCUUCCAGACUGCCUGGGGGUGGGAGCUGGUUGCCUCCCUGUGUCUGCGCAUGCCUGUGUGUGUCUGUGUAACAUUUAUACAUCCUUUGCCUGCAAACAUGUCUUCGCCAAGCUCUGCGUCUGCCAUUCAUGUGUGUGUAUGUGAGAACCCCAGGCAUGGUGGCUGGGUGUGUGUGCGCCAGUCUAAAACACGUGUGUUUAUUUGUGUUAGACCAGCUGAGCGUGUGCUCGUGGACGGGGGUGUUGGCAUUCACACUCCUCUGCCACCUGCACGUGUUGACGUGUUACGUUCACAUGCUGGGCUGAGUAUGUACUGUUUGUUGCCACAUGCAACAUGUGCAUGUGUGUGCAUGUAGUCACCGUGGGCAUAGUGGUCACCGGGGAACUGUCCACGUGUUUCUGUCUGUGGUUAGGACAGUACUGAGUGUCUCCCUGUCCAGCUCGGCCUGGCCUGCUCCAGAGCCCGCCCCCUCCCCGAUGGGCUGUCCCGUCCCCGCUGCCCUGUCACCGGAGCGCCUCCAGCCAGGCGGCCACUCACCCGCCACCUCUGCUGGCUAAAUUUGGGAGCUUAUGUUCAGCCAGCUCGGGUUCCCGAUCACAUGGAGGGCUGUAUUUAACCCGCUCCCCGCUCAGCCACCAGACCCCUCAGAACAGAGCAGGCCCUGCCCGUGUCCCUGCCGCCCUGCCCACCGCCGCUCAUCCCCACCAUGUUUCUUGUGCUUGUAGCCACCGAGCAGCUGAGGGAAUUCUUCGCCAAGGCGCGGGCCGGCUCCGUCCGGCUCAUCAAAGUCGUCAUUGAGGAUGGUGAGUGCCCCCUGGGAGGGGGACGGAGGCCGGCGCUGGACUCGCUGCUUCCCUGGGAGGUGGGGACACUGACCUCCAGCCCGCUCAGGGCCUCAGUUUCCCCAGCUGGGAACACGAGGCCGCUCCUGGACGCCCAGCAGCCCUGCUACCUGCUCUACCGCCUGGACUCCAAGAACGCCCAGGGCUUCGAGUGGCUCUUCCUCGCCUGGUCACCUGACAACUCCCCGGUGCGGCUGAAGAUGCUGUACGCGGCCACGCGGGCCACGGUGAAGAAGGAGUUCGGGGGCGGCCACGUCAAGGACGAGCUCUUCGGGACGGCGAAGGACGACCUCUCCUUGGCCGGGUACCAGAAGCACCUGUCGUCCUGUGCGGCGCCCGCCCCGCUGACCUCGGCCGAGAGGGAGCUGCAGCAGAUCCGCAUCAACGAGGUGAAGACAGAGAUCAGCGUGGAGAGCAAGCACCAGACCCUGCAGGGCCUCGCCUUCCCCCUGCAGCCGGAGGCCCAGCGGGCGCUGCAGCAGCUCCGGCAGAAGACGAUCAACUACAUCCAGCUGGUGGGUGCGCUCCCUGCCACGCAGCUCACCCGGGUGCCGGCGGGAACACCUGCCCACCCCCACCCCCGCCCCUUCCUGUUCCCAUUUGGGUGCAGCUUCCGGGGCCCCCCAUUCACCCCCUCUCGUCCCGGGCCCCCAGUGUUCAUCUACUCGAUGCCGGGAUACAAGUGCAGCAUCCGGGAGCGCAUGCUCUACUCCAGCUGCAAGAGCCGCCUCCUGGACUCCGCGGAGCAGGACUUCCGGCUGGAGAUCGCCAAGAAGAUUGAGAUCGGCGACGGGGCCGAGCUGACGGCCGACUUCCUGUACGACGAGGUGCACCCCAAGCAGCACGCCUUCAAGCAGGCCUUCGCCAAGCCCAAGGGCCCGGGCGGCAAGCGCGGCCACAAGGCCACUGGGCUGGCGUUGUGA
Myotis brandtii (Brandt's bat) is the source of this 2672-nucleotide messenger RNA. RefSeq names its product twinfilin actin binding protein 2 (gene TWF2). The transcript has 8 exons. Lineage: Eukaryota; Metazoa; Chordata; Mammalia; Chiroptera; Vespertilionidae. Gene Ontology annotation, molecular function: actin monomer binding; actin filament binding. Gene Ontology annotation, biological process: barbed-end actin filament capping; regulation of lamellipodium assembly; actin filament depolymerization. Gene Ontology annotation, cellular component: cytoplasm; myofibril; actin filament. The coding region runs from base 1614 to 2672 and encodes 352 amino acids. The record is from RefSeq and is a predicted model, not a curated record.